GUCAAAAUAAGUUAGGUUAGGUUAGAUCUCUUUUGUUCUAAAUAAAACAAAUGCUUUGAAAUACGGGAUAACGAAUGAUAUACCAAAAUGACGUUAAAUCCAAGAAAGUACUUAAUUAGAGAUAUGAUUAAUAAACCAACACCCUUUGAUGUUUGGUUGCAAGGAUCUAUCGAACAAAAUGUCGGUAACGAUAUUUUAAUAAUAUCGGAUACGUUUGGAAGAGCGAAAAUAACGAAAUGUGAGACUGCUGACGGCGUUAUCGAUAAAGCUUCUUUACAGAAAGGCAAAUAUUGCUGUAUACUAGGCACAGCCGUCUCAACAAAGGGCCUGCCCGAAGUGCAAGCUAGCAAAUUUGUCGAUCUCAGUGCACAGCCAGACAUGAAGGAGGCGUGGGAAUACGAAGUUCGAGAAUCUAACUUACUCUUUCAAGGAAAAAUAAAAUCCUCAGUAUAAUAUAAA
Messenger RNA from Cydia strobilella, 459 nucleotides. RefSeq lists its product as uncharacterized. The coding region runs from base 88 to 453 and encodes 121 amino acids. Gene Ontology annotation, cellular component: cytosol; nuclear speck. The transcript is spliced from 2 exons. The record is from RefSeq and is a predicted model, not a curated record. Gene Ontology annotation, biological process: regulation of sister chromatid segregation; maintenance of rDNA; DNA repair. Lineage: Eukaryota; Metazoa; Arthropoda; Insecta; Lepidoptera; Tortricidae.